UUGACGUGUGUUGUUGUGUGUCAAGGCCUCAGCGUAUCCUGAAAAAAUACACGAUUCAGAACUUGGUCGUGUUAAGUGACUCUCAGUGAAUUUUUUGUUUACGUGACGUUUCAUUUUGACGAUAUAGUGACUUGUAAGUGCGAUUUUGCGCGGGAUUCCUCUUCAUUCUUUAGUCGAGGCUAAUGGAUCCCAACAAGACGAGUUGAGCUUCUGAGUGAAACAUGAAGCGCGCCGCCAUUGCGUUUUGGCGCGAACUGCCUAUCGCUGUCACUUUGACGUUUGCCAUUUUGGCAGGCGUUUCAGCCAGGGACAUCGUUUUGGAUGACGCAUACGCUGUUAUAGAAGCGCCUACGAACGAGAGGCUGCGUCUAAUCUGUGGCCUGAAGCCAAGAAAUCAGUUACCAGCCGUGAGAUGGUACUUUGAUGGAAAACCAAUUGAUUAUCAAAGUAGGACGCGGUUAGUUCAGCAGAGGCAAUGGUUACGAAUAAAAGGAUUUCGUGCAAAGGACGCCGGUGUUUACGCUUGUCAGAACGAAGAAGAUAAUACAAAAGAAAUGAGCGUCACCAUCAAACAUAAGCGUGAUCUGGGAGAUAUUGAAGAAUACCAAGCAGACGACAGUCAACGACCUAUGCCAGAAAUAUUAGCACAGCAUUCAGCUCAAUUAGUCGACAACAACACCAUCGUAGAAACACAUAGAGAAUACGACGUAAAAGAUGAUGAUCUAGACGAGAGGAAUGAAAAAGAACAUCUUAACUAUGGACACGUGGAUAACACUAAAUCGAAAUAUUCACCGAAAUUUAAGCAUCCAUUGAAAAUGUUUAAUAUGGAAAUGAAACCCGCUGGAAGCUCUAUUCGGUUCAAAUGUGCUGCUGAAGGUAAUCCUAUGCCGAACAUAACGUGGUAUAAAAAUAAUGUGACGCCGAUAUCCAGGAGUUACUUCAAACCAUCUUAUGGUAAAUGGUCCAUGUCGUUGGAUGAACUGACCAAAGCUGACAAUGGUAAUUACACUUGCAAAGUUUGCAAUGAAUUAGGGUGUGUUCAGCAUACAUACUCCCUUCAUAUUCAAGAACGACUAUACGCAAAACCGGUGCUAACACAAGGCGCCGUCAAUCAGACGAAGCUCGUUGGCCAAACGGCGAAAUUCAGCUGCGAAUUCCUCUCAGACCUACAUCCGUCUGUUUAUUGGAUGUAUUUUAAUAAACACGAGUACAUUUAUAAUGAGUCUACUUCGGACCCGGCUAGCAAAGAGCUGAUCGUGUAUAAUGAUGUAUCUAAAGUCGUUCUGACGGAAAAUCCUUCAGACAUGCCAGAACAGCUAACCAUUUACAAUGUAACUAAAGAAGAUGAAGGCUGGUAUGUUUGCGUUGCAUUGAAUUCAUUGGGCAAUACUACAGCCAAAGGAUAUUUGACUGUUCUUGAUUCAUUUCCCGUACCAGAAGCACUAGACCACGGCAAGCACACGCUGCUCAUAAACAUUCUAACAGCAGUACUAGGCGCAAUGUUCUUCGUAGCAGCGAUCAUAGUGGUGAUGAUCUUCAAGAAGCUGAAGCAGGAAAAGCUGAAGAAGCAGUUAGCGAUUGAAACAGCUCGAGCAGUGAUAGUCACACACUGGACAAAGAAGGUCACGGUGGAGAAGCCGCAGAUGAACGGGGAACAGGUUGCGAGUGGAGAGGGUUUGCUCAUGCCAGUAGUCAAAAUCGAAAAGCAGAAGCUGUCCCAAGUCCAAAACAAUACGGAAUCAAUGUUGAUGUCGGAAUACGAGUUACCCGUGGACAUAGACUGGGAGGUCCCGAGGGAAUCUCUCUCUCUUGGCAAAGUGCUGGGAGAGGGAGAGUUCGGGAAAGUCGUGAAGGCAGAUUGUGUGGGGAUUGUGAAGCCAUCUGUGCAGUCUGUGGUCGCUGUUAAGAUGUUAAAAGAGGGCCACACGGACGCUGAAAUGAUGGCAUUAGUGUCAGAAAUGGAGAUGAUGAAGAUGAUCGGCAAACACGUGAACAUCAUCAACUUGCUCGGAUGCUGUACACAAGACGGACCUCUAUAUGUUAUUGUUGAAUACGCUCCGAAUGGCAACUUGAGAGAGUUCUUGAGGAACCACAGACCGGGCAAUAGAUAUGAAUCUCCAACUGAAGAUCUGAAAGAAAAGAAAACGUUAACGCAGAAGGAUUUAGUUUCAUUCUCUUAUCAAGUGGCGAGAGGCAUGGAGUAUUUAGCUUCAAGACGGUGUAUCCACCGGGACUUAGCCGCCCGUAACGUGCUAGUCUCAGACGACUGUGUGCUCAAGAUCGCGGACUUCGGUCUCGCCAAGGACGUGCACAGCAACGACUACUACCGCAAGAAGACGGAGGGCCGCCUGCCCGUGCGGUGGAUGGCGCCCGAGUCGCUCUACCACAAGGUGUUCACCACGCAGACUGACGUCUGGUCGUUCGGCGUGCUGCUGUGGGAGAUAAUGACUUUGGGCGGCACGCCGUACCCCACAGUGGCGGGGCAGUACAUGUACCAGCACCUCAGCGCCGGACACCGCAUGGAGAAGCCGCCCUGCUGCAGCUUGGAGAUUUACAUGUUAAUGCGGGAAUGCUGGUCCUUCUCUCCAGGCGACCGACCCUCCUUCACAGAACUGGUAGAAGACCUGGACAAGAUCUUAACAGUCACAGCGAACCAGGAAUACCUGGAUCUAGGUCUCCCACAGUUAGACACCCCACCUUCAAGUUACGAUGGCUCUGGGGAUGAAAGUGACAGUGAAUUUCCUUUUAUAAAAUAAACUAUUGGUAUAGGAUUACAGGAUUUUGAAGGGAACAUUUCAAUUUUGGAGUUGGACAUUGAUAAUACUGGAGCAUGCUCUAUGAAUUAUUGCGUGGUUGUCUUUUGCGUAUUCAAGAUGGUUUACUUUCUGCGGUUAUUGUGCUGGCUGGACUUGAGAUAGUAACUUGUAUUUCGAGUAAAGUAUUGUCAAUAGCAAAUACUUAAGUUCAAAAGUUUAAGCGACUGAAAAUACUUCUUACUUGAGCACAGAGUAUUUCAUAUUUGUACAUGACAAUAAAUUAAUAUAGUUUUUUAAUGUUAUAUAGUAACUGAUAUAAGCAUAAUGAAAUUCGAUGAUAGUAAAAUGAUAAAUUAUUUGAAAAUGAUCAAUAUAUGUGAUUGUCAAGUACGAUAAUCUUUUUGCUUAUUGAUCAUUCAAGAAAUUCGAUUUAUUUCUUUAGUUAUGUACCUAUACACUAUUUAAAUACCUCUAGCACGAAAUGUAAAAAAUUAAGUUCGAUUUCUGAUAAAAAUGCGGUGAAAACAUGUUUUUUCACAAUAAAAAUUAACUAAUUAAAUUGACUUCACUUCAAGUAAUUUAAGCAAUU
This is a messenger RNA of Colias croceus (clouded yellow), 3345 nucleotides long. RefSeq names its product fibroblast growth factor receptor homolog 1 (gene Btl). Gene Ontology annotation, molecular function: fibroblast growth factor receptor activity; ATP binding. The coding region runs from base 222 to 2756 and encodes 844 amino acids. The transcript is spliced from 15 exons. Gene Ontology annotation, cellular component: signaling receptor complex; membrane. Gene Ontology annotation, biological process: positive regulation of cell population proliferation; fibroblast growth factor receptor signaling pathway; multicellular organism development. Lineage: Eukaryota; Metazoa; Arthropoda; Insecta; Lepidoptera; Pieridae. The record is from RefSeq and is a predicted model, not a curated record.